Diuraphis noxia (Russian wheat aphid) is the source of this 957-nucleotide messenger RNA. RefSeq lists its product as uncharacterized. The record is from RefSeq and is a predicted model, not a curated record. Lineage: Eukaryota; Metazoa; Arthropoda; Insecta; Hemiptera; Aphididae. Gene Ontology annotation, biological process: carbohydrate metabolic process. Gene Ontology annotation, molecular function: hydrolase activity, hydrolyzing O-glycosyl compounds.
GAUUUUGUAAAAUUUGGCUUCACAAUGGCAAGCACUACAACUAUUUUGGCAUGGGGAUACUUGAGUUAUAAAGACGCAUACGAGGAAGUUAACGAAUGGGAAAACGCAUUAGGCUCGAUACGCUGGGCCGCAGAGUACUUUAUCAAGUGUCACGUUAGCGACUAUGAGUUCUACGGACAGGUAGGCGACUUCAGUCUGGACCAAGGUUUCUGGGGUCGACCCGAAGACAUGAACAUGUCUAGGCCGUCAUACAAAAUCGACAAAAAUCGACCAGGUUCUGAUUURGCCGGCGAGACGUCCGCCGCUUUGUCUGCAGUAUCGAUAGUGUUCAACAAAAUCGAUUCCAAUUUUUCAGCCAGUUGCUUGAGUCACGCUAAGCAGCUGUACAUGUUUGCCACUCAGUACAGAGGACUGUAUCACGAYGCUAUCAAAGGGGCGGCCCAAUACUACGAAUCGACAGAUUACGGUGACGAAUUGACGUGGGCCGCAGCUUGGCUGUACAAGGCGACAAAGGAAUCACAGUAUUUGGACGACGCCGAAUACAUGUACAUGAAGUACAGACUCAAAGAACGGCCAAACGAAUUUUACUAUAACAAAAAGGUCGCAGGCGUACAGGCCCUUCUAGCCGAACUAACUAAUCAAUCUGAGUACACCGAAGCAAUUCAAAAUUUCUGCAACUAUAAUUUAUACGUUCAGAAGAAAACUCCAAAAGGAUUGCUGUACAUUGAAAAAUCCGGUACACUGUGYCACGCAGCAAACAUUGUGUUCUUGUGCUUGAGGGCUGCAGAUAUUGGUAUAAUGCCAACGCAAUACCGAGAAUUCGCCAAAGAACAGAUACACUACAUAUUGGGAGACGGAGGACAAAGCUACGUUGUAGGAUUCGGUAAAAACUACCCAUUACAACCACAUCACGCAGCGAGUAUCAAAUACCACGAAUUAAGAUUAGAUAUAUCUUAA